Lymnaea stagnalis (great pond snail) is the source of this 16240-nucleotide messenger RNA. NCBI's taxonomy places the organism in Eukaryota, Metazoa, Mollusca, Gastropoda, Lymnaeidae. The record is from the annotation of a GenBank genome assembly.
CUCGAGCAUACAAAUUUUUUUUUAAACCAAUUUAAUUCUCAUCACUAGAGCUGAAAGUGAAAGCCUAACACUUGAAGUAACUUUUGGAUUUUAUUGGCAUGGAUGGUUGGUUUUUAUUUCAAUGUAACCACUUAAUUAAUUAAUUCAGCCUAGAGCUGAGACAGGCCUACGACUACUAAUUUUAAUUUAUAUAAUAAUAAUGGUUCGUUUUCGAAAAACCUUACUUACAGAGUUAAAAACUUAAAACUUUAAAAAGGCUACUAGACUAGAGUCGAGUUGGUGUCAAUUUACUGUAUUUUAAACUUUCAGUUCCUAGUCAUCAUACCUGCAAACAUAUCAGUGAUGCUCAAAUCUUAACUGAUUAACUAACACAUUGAAAAACCCACUGGCGGAAUUAAAUCUAGGUCACAUUUUUUUCAUUUUAGGUGUAUGAAUGUACAAUUUCAGCUGCAGUUUUCUUAAUUAUAAAAAUUUUCUAAUGAUUAAUAAACCAUUUUGUAGGUAAUUGAAUAAUCUAUAAUAUAAACUUAAAACAUUUGUAAAUUUAAGUUUUGUUAGGAAAUUAUUAAUUGUUAAAUUAGUAUUUUCAAUAGAAAAACAAUAAAAAUAUAUAUUAUUGAUGUGCCAACUUACGUAUAAAUUUUAAAUUUCCAAAUAAUUUAAAGACUUUUAUUUGGUUGUUUCCAAAUAGUAUAUCCAAUAAUAAGAAAAAUGCACCAAAGAACACAGAAAUCGAAAAAUAUUUACACUUCCAAUCAAUUAUAUGACUUUAGUAACCCUGUCACUUGUUGCUACGGUAAACAUGUACUAUUUUGUAACCAGAUAGGAAAUUAAAUAAAAACUAAUUAACAUUUAGUUUUUUAAAACAUUCUGCCGAUAGCAUGCGUUUCGAAUAUAAACAUCCGGUGGGUAAAUUAAAAUCUCGAAGCGAAAUGGGAACGGAAUAAUAUAAAUAUUUGACUUAAUUUACUACGAUACUAACAUUGGCGCUACCAGCGGCUCGUGGUAGUUAACCAGUUAAAGGGUGGUGCGAGUCGGGGAAAAUAUUACUUUUUGAGUAUUUCUAUGUUUGGAUUAGGUUGCAAAAACCUUUUUCUAAAAAUUUUAACAAAUGUAAAUUAAUUAUUCAAAGAUAUUAGAAAGUUUUAUCAAAUAAUAUUUUGUUUAGCCUACCCUAUAAAUGGGUAAAAAGUCAUUUUUUAAAUUUAUGUUUUUAAUUUUUACGAAUUUGAUUCAUGUAGGCCUAGUUAAAAUUGCCUGACCAGAUCGUAUUUGGAUUCAACUGAAACUGAAUGCUAUAUUUCCCAGAAUGUAGAUAAAUAUAACUUCCUGUCACUUACGAAAGUUAUCAAACACUUUAAUCGGCGUUGAAUCCAUUUAUUUCAUGAAAUUGGGUUAGAUCUAGCAGUGUGUGCUCUGUAAAUGACUUGAUGUCACCCCCAGAGAUGAUGUCACCCGGUGCUGUCUGCACCCCCUACACCCCUCUCUCUACACCACCGAGUAGAAGUGUUAAUUGACUUAAUUAUUAUUAAAUAUUAUUAUUAUUAUUAUUAGAUUUUAAAUAUUAGCUCGUGAGGCUAUUUAUUAAUAAUUAUAUGUAGGCCUACCAUUAGCCAUUAUCCUUAACAAACGGAUGGUGCAUAUUUCAAUUUUUAGAGACCAAGUGUCAAGUGUCCGAAAUGCAACCAAAGCCCACCAGAAUUCUCACAACCCUCGUCCAUGCAUUUACAUCCUACAUUUGUCUUAAACGAAAAACUCUAUAACAGAGAUUUGAGCAAUACAAACAUCUUGUUGAAAGUUUGGCACAAGAUUUUCAUUUGCUGUUCUUUUGCACAAUAAAUGUGAUCUUUGCUUUCAUGCUGACAGAGAUGUCUCUGUCCAAAGACCCAUAAAUGCCAUUGUUCACCACCUGUGCCCUUAUAGCUGCUUUAUUAUCCAUAACGCGAAAUAAAAUAUAGACUUAAAAAGUAGGCCUAGUAAAAGUAAAAUCACAAUAAUAGAGUAGAUAGGCCCUACUAAUACUAAUACUAAUAACUAUAAUAAUAUGACAUGUCUUUUAAGUAUGUAGGCCCUGAUCUGAUUAAUUUGAGUUUAAAUUAAAAGCUAGAGACAGAAGUAAUGUUAAUCCGCUGAAAGCUGCAGUAAUUCAGAGUUUAAGUUGAUGCUAUCUUUAACUCAAAUCAUCAUCACUGGCACAACAGCCAUGAAGGGCUACAUCACUUUAUCCGACUCAACAUCAUCAAAUCUGCAUCAGUCGACCACAUCAUCAAUCUGCAUCAGUUUUUGUCUGUUUAAAGCAAUGGGAGAAGCCGUGAACUACUAAUAUAAUAACUGAAACUUAUUGGCUUGCUUAUGAAAUCAUAAAUUGAUUAUACCUUUUUAAUGAUACAUUUUUUAGAUUUUAAGAAAGAACUAGCUGAAGUGGAGCAGGAGUUGGCUGUUUUGGAAGUAGAACUGCAAGAGUUGUUGGAAAGACAGACAAUUCUUCUGGACAAAAGAAGAGAGUUAAGGUUAAUUCUUGAACACCGUGAGGCUGAUAAGAAACAGGUGAAAGACGUUCAUUGGGAAGGAACAGGUAGGGAAGAUAAAGCAGUUCAAAGAAAAAUGACAGAAGUUAAACUGUCAUUGAUCACCCUAGUGAAUCAAAUAUUACCCAAGUUAAACUAAUGUCUCAUUGAUCACCCUAGUGAAUCAAAUAUUACCUAAGUUAAACUAAUGUCUCAUUGAUCACCCUAGUGAAUCAAAUAUUACCUAAGUUAAACUAAUGUCUCAUUGAUCACCCUAGUGAAUCAAAUAUUACCUAAGUUAAACUAAUGUCUCAUUCAUCAUCCUAGUGAAUCAAAUAUUACCUAAGUUAAACUAAUGUCUCAUUGAUCACCCUAGUGAAUCAAAUAUUACCUAAGUUAAACUAAUGUCUCAUUGAUCACCCUAGUGAAUCAAAUAUUACCUAAGUUAAACUAAUGUCUCAUUGAUCACCCUAGUGAAUCAAAUAUUACCUAAGUUAAACUAAUGUCUCAUUGAUCACCCUAGUGAAUCAAAUAUUACCUAAGUUAAACUAAUGUCUCAUUCAUCAUCCUAGUGAAUCAAAUAUUACCUAAGUUAAACUAAUGUCUCAUUGAUCACCCUAGUGAAUCAAAUAUUACCUAAGUUAAACUAAUGUCUCAUUGAUCACCCUAGUGAAUCAAAUAUUACCUAAGUUAAACUAAUGUCUCAUUCAUCAUCCUAGUGAAUCAAAUAUUACCUAAGUUAAACUAAUGUCUCAUUGAUCACCCUAGUGAAUCAAAUAUUACCUAAGUUAAACUAAUGUCUCAUUGAUCACCCUAGUGAAUCAAAUAUUACCUAAGUUAAACUAAUGUCUCAUUCAUCAUCCUAGUGAAUCAAAUAUUACCUAAGUUAAACUAAUGUCUCAUUGAUCACCCUAGUGAAUCAAAUAUUACCUAAGUUAAACUAAUGUCUCAUUGAUCACCCUAGUGAAUCAAAUAUUACCUAAGUUAAACUAAUGUCUCAUUGAUCACCCUAGUGAAUCAAAUAUUACCUAAGUUAAACUAAUGUCUCAUUGAUCACCCUAGUGAAUCAAAUAUUACCUAAGUUAAACUAAUGUCUCAUUGAUCACCCUAGUGAAUCAAAUAUUACCUAAGUUAAACUAAUGUCUCAUUGAUCACCCUAGUAAAUCAAAUAUUACCCAAGUUAAACUAGUGUUUAAUUGAAUCACCUUAGUGAAUCAAAUUGCAGGCUGAUCACCCAAGAAAUGGCCUUGACAUAGUAAGCAUGGAAAUAUUAAAAUUAGAGGGGAAUAGUUAUUUUCUGUUUUAUCAAACAAAUAAUUCAAUCCACUGCUACUGGUUCAAAUAAAUAAGAAUGUAGAGCCUUCAUUGAUUUGUCUUUUUUUAAAUUCUUAAUUAUAGAAUUGUUCAGUUCAAUUGGUGACUGUAUCUUACAUUUAAUUGGUCAGCUAAAAGACAACUAACCUGCUUGUUUCAGAUUUUCCAUGGACAUCAGAUUUAGAUGAGAAGCUUCAUUCUGUCUUUAAAAUAAAAGAGCUGCGCCCCAUGCAGCGCCAGACAAUGAACGCCACUCUUGCCAAAGAAGAUUGCCUGUUAAUAAUGCCAACUGGCGGUGGCAAGAGUCUUUGCUUCCAGCUACCCGCACUUGUUGACAAAGGCAUGUCAUGUUUUACUUUCAGACUUUGUAAAGCUAGAAACUAUUUUAUAGUCUUCUUAGUGAAAUAAAUAUAAGAAAGGUGAAAAUUGUCACCUGUGUCAUGUGACAAAUGCCAUCUGUGUCAUGUGACAAAUGUCAUCUGUGUCAUGUGACAAAUGUCAUCUGUGUCAUGUGACAAACAUCAUCUGUAUCAUGUGAUACAAGUUUUUUUUUUUUUUUAAAUCUUAAUUCUUAAGGAACAUUUUGUUAACAGCCCUCUUGCCCAGACGUUACCGAUAACUAAAUGUCACCAAAAUGCCCAGACGGUACCGAUAACUAAAUGUCACCAAAAUGCCCAGAUGGUAUCGAUAACUAAAUAUCAGCAAAAUGCCCAGACGGUAUCUAUAACUAAAUAUCAGCUAAAUGCCCAGACGGUAUCUAUAACUAAAUAUCAGCAAAAUACCUAGACGGUAUCGAUAACUAAAUAUGAGGAAAAUGCCCGGACGGUAUCGAUAACUAAAUAUCAGCAAAAUGCCCAGACAGUAUCAAUAACUAAAUAUCAGCAAUGGCAUCAUGUAAAACAGUAAUAUUGUUAUUUAUUUAAUGAAAUGUAUUUAAAGAAUAGAAACUUCUUUUUUUAAACCCAGAUUCCCUGAAUAAUUUAAGAUUAAAAUAAACAGUUUGAAGAAUAUUUGAUUUCUUAAUGAAAAUAAAUAUUCAGAGAAAUAAAAGUUUGAAAACCCUUGCUUCAUAGCAUUGUGCAUCACUAAAAUAAGUGUGUGUGUUUUUUCUGUUGUACUAGGGCUAACUCUGGUUGUCUCUCCUUUGGUUUCCCUCAUGGAAGACCAACAGAUGGCGCUUGAAGAACUUGGUAUAUCUUCUGCAAUUUUAAAUGCCUCAGUGGGCAAAGAAAGAGAAAAAUAUGUCCAGGCAAGAUUUAUCUUUAUUGUGGUCACCCUUUCAUUUUCUACAUAUAAGAAGGUUAUAAUAAAGAUUAUUAAUUUAUCCCAGUGAAUACAGUUAAUGUUUUCACAUGUAGCUUACUUUAGCUGCACAAAUUUAAUGUUUCCACAUACAGACAACUUAAGCUGCACAUUUUUGAUUCAACAUAUUUCUAUCAAAUAGCAGCACUGAAAUAAAUAUGUUUGUUUUUGUUUAGGACGACAUGGUAAACCCUAAAGGAAAACUGCGCCUGCUCUAUGUAACACCAGAAAAGUUAGCAAAAAGCAAGCGGUUCAUGAAUCGUCUUGAAAAGUGCUAUGGUAUUAAUCACCUGGCUCGAAUCGUCAUUGAUGAAGUUCACUGCUGUUCACAAUGGGGUCAUGACUUUAGACCAGGUAUUUUAAAUUCUUGUCAUUGUAAAGUAAUUCUCUAAAUAUCAUACCCAGUAGCUUGGAUGAGUGUAACUAGUGGCUUACAUCGUUAUAACUAUUGGCUUACAUCGUUAUAACUAUUGGCUUACAUCGUUAUAACUAUUGGCUUACAUUAGUAUAAUGAUUUUGGUUUACAUUAGUAUAACUCUUACCUUACACAGACCUGUUUACUCUUACGAUUUUGGCAUACAAUGAACGAUUUUGAGGUGUAUAGAUUGUAUAUACUAUAUCUUUAUUUUUUACUAUAAAUAUAACGUAUUGAAACUGAAACAUUUUUGUGAUGAUGUACGAUUUUAAGAGUUUGAGGGUAAACAGGUCUGCUUACAUCAUUAUAACUAUUGACUUACAUUAGUAUAACUAUAAGGUGGGUGGUCGAGUGGUCUUAACUGAGCAAAAUCUCAAGUUGGUGGUCUGCAGUUCAAUUCCAGCCAAAGGCCAGUUAAGCAAAAACAUCACCAGCACCCCGGGUGGAUGGACUCGUUAACCUUGGAUGGCAACUCAUCUAAGAGAAGGAAACUCUGAAUUCAAACCCGGAGAUGGAGUCCCGUAGGCGGGAUAACAUUGGUACAAUGGAACAUUGCGACAACUCCUGCGACACCACUGGUGUUAAGCUGUAUCAUCCAAAUGAUGUUCCCUUGGGUUAUCCAGUGGCGUGGAGAAAGGCGAUUUGCUGUUGGGAACCAGCUUAUAAUCCUUGAAGAAUAAUCCCAGGCCUUGUGGAUUUUGUCCUGCAAAGUUCGCACCAUCGUCACAUUGUGACGGACGGAUGCCAGCAAGCUUACAUUAGUAUAACUAUUGGCUUACAUUAGCAAAAUGAUUGGUCUGCAUUAGUAUGACUAUUAGUGUACAACAGCUUUUUCCCUUUUUUCCACAGUGGUAAAAAGGGCAUCUUCAAUAUUUAGGAUUUUUUAAUUUUUUUUUUUACAUGUUUCAAGGUUUUAAUUUUGUUUAGUGUUUUAGUCUCAUGCGCCCAGUUGAAAGUUAACUUAACAUCAGUUACAUUAAAAUUUUAUUUCAUUUUUACCCCCAGUUACAUUUAAUUUUGUCAAUGACGUAUAUUUCUUUGUCUACAGAUUACAAGUUUUUAGGAAUUAUGAAACGUCAAUUUCCCAAUUCCCCAAUAAUUGGUUUAACAGCAACAGCCACCGUCAGUGUUCUUGAAGAUGUUAAGAAAAUAUUAAAUAUACCCAAAGCUGUCUUGUUCAGAGCCUCAUUCAACAGACCUAAUUUGUAUUAUGAGGUAAGUAUCUCUUGUACUGGAUUUAUAAAUCAAAAAUAAAAUAACAACUUUUAAAUGGACUUGAUUGGAUGGGAUUAAUUAAUUUCAGUUGUUAACACUCAUCAUAUCAACUCUCUGCUUGAUAGCAACACAUUUGGGAAUUCUUAAACAAUCAAAAUUUGUUCCAACCUUCAUUUCAAGUUUUGUUUUCUUGUUGAUACCUUUAUCAUGAAUAUGCAACAAAGUAAAUGUGCGUUUAAAAAUAACAUUUUAAAAAAUUCAAAUCCCAAUUUACUGUUGAGUACAUCUUUUCAAUUCAUUCCUAGGUUCAAAACAAACCUUCCACGGCUAAAGACACAAUGGACGCCAUACACCGACUAAUAAAUCGUCGUUUCAAAGGCCAGUCAGGUAGGAUUGUUCUCCUCGAUGAUCAACUUAGUGUUUUUCAGACUUGCUCAUUAAAAUUUCUGUGCAUUAUGGCUAGGCUCCCCCAACACCCCCCCACUCCCAACUCCAUGCAAUAUUUGCCUACAGCAGCUGGCGUGUAGAGUGGACUCGUGUACACUUCAAGUUACACACGGGUCAAACAAUCAAAUCAUUUACUCCCUACCAAUGAGACUUGACUACACAAAUAUACAAAUUAGGUUUGACCUAUUCAAAUAAUAGUUUCAAAUUACUGAAACAGAUCAAAGGAAUGAUUUAUAAUUUAUUAUUAUUAUUAUUAUUACAGUAGUCUUAUAUAGAGCGGUACCACAGCCUAGGGCUGGACUCACUGCGCUGCAGAUAAAAAUAUUAGCAAAGAUAACCAUGACAUUAAAAAAUAACCUACAUUUAUUUAAUUUAAAAAAAAACAACUGUAUAACAACAAAACAAAAACAAACCUAUAUUGACUCCACCCAUAUUGACUCCACCCAUAUUGACUCCACCCAUAUUGACUCCACCCAUAUUGACUCCACCCAUAUUGACUCCACCCAUAUUGACUCCACCCAUAUUGACUCCACCCAUUCCAAAACUAUUGACAUGUCAAGUGAAUGAAAUAGUGAAUAGAGGUAUGUGGAAGCUUGAAAUAAGGUAACAGGACAAAAAACAAGGACGUUUCGGCAUAAAGCCUUCCUCAGCCAACAAUAGAAAUGAAAAUACAACAAAGAAAAGAACACAGUAGAAAACUCAAGCAGUAUUCAUUCGUCUCUCCGGAAGUGGGAAAACAGGAAGCGAAGGGGGGUGGGGGGUGGGGGGGGGGGGUGGGGGGGGGGGGGGGGGGGGGGGGGAGGCUCAGUCAGAGUUUAAAAAGAUGUGUUUUGAGUGCAGAUUUGAAGGUUGUGAUGGUCAGUAUCUUGCGAAUGUGUAAUGGAAGAGAAUUCCAUUGUUUAGGGGCACAGGAAGGGAAAUAUCCCUCACCGUAUGUUUUUGUGCGUGUCUUGGGAACAGAAAGAAUAUGUGUGUCUGCGGAGGAGCAAAGCUGCCGAUGGGAUGAAUAGACAGAGAGAAGUUCAGUUAGAUAGUAAGGGCAGGAAUCCGAGAAAAAGUUGUGGUAGAGAACAGAGAGUUUGUAGUCAAUCCGUGCUUGUAAAGGGAGCCAAUGAAGUAAAUGAAGUAGUGGUGUAACGUGAUCACGUUUUUUUGCCUUUUGAAUUAACCUAGCGGCUAAGUUUUGAACCUUUUGUAAUUUUUCUAAGAAAUGUUUUGGUGAACCUGAUAGAAAAGAGUUACAAUAGUCAAGAUGAGAGAGAACAAGAGCACAGACUAGGGUUUUUGUUGCACUGUGAGAUAGUGGCGGAUGGAGCUGAUCUGACGAAUAGCGGUGUAUGCAGAGCGACAUAUGUGAGAGAUAUGAUUAUUGAAAGACAUGUUGUUAGAAAGAAUAUAACCAAGAUUCCUAGCAGAGAAUACAUACUGUAUAUCGGAGUUACCUAAGUGAAAUAAAGUGGGGAGAGCUAAGUUAGAGGAUGAAUUGUGAUUGAGAAGUGCUCCCGUUUUGUCAUCGUUAAGCUUCAACUUGCUGAGUGUCAUCAAUAACUUGACAUCACCAAUGCUCUCCCGCAAUUUCUGAACAGUGGAAUUGACAAGAGAGCUUUUAUGCUUGUAUAUCAGCAUGUCAUCUGUGAAUGACUGGCUCUCAACAGCAUGUCAUCUGGGAAUGACUGGCUCUCAACAGCAUGCCUCUUAAGCAAGAGGAGCAGUGGCCUGGUAUACAAUGUGAAUAGAACCGGGCCAAAACGGACCCUUGUGGCACUCCGUACACCAAGUCAGCACUGCCGGAGAGACAGCCAUUGACAGCGACCACCUGCGUUCUGUCGGAGAGGUAUGAACUAAACUAAGCCAAAACUGGACCAGAAAUUCCAAAGUAAUUUUCAAGAGGUUCGUAAAGGGUUUCUUGGUCAACAGUGUCAAAGGCCGCACUGAGAUCUAAGAGGAUCAGGAUGGAGAUAACACGGCUGUCCAAUGCAAGCAAGAGGUCAUUGGUGACUCUUAAGAGAGCUGUCUCAGUGCUAUGGAAAUGUCUAUACGCCGACUGAUUAGGACUGAGAAGAGAGUGGUCGUUUAAGUAACCAAAAAUUUGUUUUAGAACUAGUUUUUCAAUAACUAUAGAUACAAAUAAUAAGUUAGAUACAGGUCUAUAGUUUUUUAAAUUAAUUUCAUCCAGACCAGGCUUCUUAAGCAAUGGUUUGAUGACAGCUGACUUACAAAGAAGGGGAACAGUGCCAGAAGACAGGUGUUACAGGAAUUAUUUACUCCCUACCAAUGAGACAUUGCAGAUCAAAGUAGCAAAAAUUAAAAUGAAUGUUUUACAAUAUCCAAUGUUUCAGGAAUUAUUUACUGCUUUUCACGGAAAGACUCAGAGGAAGUGGCCAGCGACCUUAUGUCUCGAAACAUCAAAGCUGGUUGCUACCAUGCAGAUAUGGAUCCCAAAUCACGCAGUCAAGUUCAUCGGAAGUGGUUGUCAGGGGAUAUUCACGUAAAUAUUACUUAGACAUAUAGAUCAUUGGAAAAUGUAUGAUAUGUAUGUCCUAAUACUGAAAUGGGGUGACUUUGCCUCAAGGGGUGAGUUUGCCUAUUAAAAACUUGUAUUGAGAAAGUUGUUCCUCAUGAUUUUCAAGAGUUCUUUCCCCUAAUUUGUGAACUUCCUACGUAAGCAGACAUGUUGCUUUAUGUGGUUUCGCUUUCCUUACCAUGCCAAACCAUAAGAUUUGACAGUUUGAGCUCUUAGACUCAGGACAUAGAUAUUUUGCUGAUUUAUGGUGAGUUUAAACUUUCCUUUUAAGGUAUUAUAAUUUAUUUCCCUAUGCAUUUAAUUUGUUGAAAUUUCAGUGAUUAAAAAAAAAUAAGGUUCAUUAUUUUGUUGGUUAAGUUCAAGUUGAAUAAAUCGUUACCCAGUAUUGCUUUUCUUUCACAGCCGGGGGCAAAGUCACCCCACGGACUGAUGCAUUCAUUUUUUUUAUUGAUUUCUCUAUUUGUUCUUGUUUUUCCAGAUGAUGAUAAUAAUGCCAUGACUUGACAAGAUAAUUCCUAUUAAAAGAAGCUAGAGAGUGAGGCUGUAUUGAAGACACUCAGCUUAAUGAUAAGUGUGAAUUGUACAAGAUAAUCUACUACCAGGCCUAUAGAAGUCAUCUAUAAGUGAAAGACACCAUUGAUUUAAUAACUCUUUGAACUUAGUCAAUGUUACUGUGGCCACAAGAAAACAACUGGAGGGCAAGGUCUUUGCCAGAAGAAUGAAAGUCAACUUAGUAAAGCACCUAAAGACAUUAUCAGAUAUCGGAAUGCCUCAACUAGAAACAAUUAAGAUUUUGGCCUAAAUUUUUUUAUUGUGGACCAAUCUUGAUGGCGGCAAAAUUGCAGUGAAACGAUUCACGGAUAACAAUCUUCGAGAUGACUUGAUGAAUGGAUUUUGUACAACGAGAUGAGGAUGUUAUGUGCCGAAGAUAUAAGCUGAGAUAAUAUGGAAAGACAUAAUUACAGUUACAGUCUACUGUGACAAAUUCACAAAUUCAAGUUUUCAUUAGAUGGAAUAAAUGCGAAAACCUAUAACGAAAGGUUUGCCUCGAAAGGAUAGAUCACAGAGAAUCAUUUUUUAUGUGCACUGGUGUUGAUAUUUUCUUCCAACCUUUCAUUACAAUAAAAUAUCAUGAUCAAACAGUAAAGACAGGUUGAAAAAUCUGAAGAAACCUUAAUUAUCAACUUAACCUGAUCAAAGUAUGACUUAAUUCAGCUAUAACAACAAAGUGCAGGUACCUGCUCUGUACAUUAGCCCCUUUGUGUUAGUUUUUAGAUCAGUUAACAUUUGAAAUGUAUGCUUAAAGGCCAAAAAGUGAAAGUUCGGACGAUUUAGACCUAGGCCUAGAACGUGUAGGCGUUGCCGCAACAACAGGACUUGUUCAAAACUAUGUUGCAGAUGAUUGUGCACCAACAAAAAAAUAAAAAUAAUUGGAUGUUGUUCUAUAUAUGUUUUCUUUUAUUUCAUUUGAUGGAUUAAAUAUUGAUAUAGCAGCUUUUUACAUUUUAUCUGUUUCUUGCUAUUUAGUAAUGUUUGUAUUGUUUAUGUCGUGCUUUGUCGUAUCAGAAGAAUUUGUUGUUUUUUUUAAUCUAUUUAUAGCUAAAACAUAUACAAAUAACACAUUUUCUGAAAGAUAAAUACAAAUGCUAUCAUAUUAAAUAAACAUUAUAGUAAUAUGCCUUUUAAAAAUUGUAGUUUGAGGUUGAAAAGAAAUCUUUUCAUUAUUUUCUUUAUUCUUAGCCACUCAGUCUAAUGUCAAUAAAUAUAUACUUUAUGGGGGUCUUGCUAGAGUAGGUGCAUGAAAGCUGAAAAAAUAACAUGGACAGUUGGUGGGUUAAUACAUCUGUUUCUAGGAUUGAUUCAUUGCAAACACAAUAGUACACAAGAAAGAUGAACCAUUCAGUGGCCAGGUUUGAUUCAUAAAUGGCUAUUUCAGAUCGUUGUGGCAACCGUUGCAUUUGGAAUGGGGAUUGACAAGCCAGAUGUCAGAUUUGUUAUCCAUCACAGCAUCAGCAAGUCCAUGGAGAACCUGUAUCAGGAGAGUGGACGUGCAGGUCAGUUCGACUGUUGUCAUGGACUCUGCUCAUUGAAACAACGGAGAGUUUUGCUGAGCCCUAGUCUAACUAAUUAGUACCGGUAUGAUUUAAUUAGCCAGCAGGCAUGCAUUUACCAACUGCUGAUUGAAGCAAUUGCCUAGGCAACCAAUUCUGUCUAUGGGCCGAUUCUGUGGGAGAGACUACAGGAUCACAUUUAUGUAUUGUUUCCUUUUUUUUUUUUUUUUUUUUUUUUUUUUUUUUUUUUUUUUAUUUUUUCUUUUUUUUUUGUAAAAUGUGCCUGGAAACAAUAGAAAUUAAAACUCAAAGGCUAUUCACGUCAAUGCUAUUAAAUACAGUCCUGAUUUUAUACGUCCUUGCAUUCUUGAAGGCAGAGACGGUCAAAGAUCUGACUGUAUAGUUUUCUACAGACUGGCUGAUGUCAUGAGGCAGAGCUCCAUGGUCUUCACAGAGCAGACUGGCCUAGGCAAUCUGCAUGGCAUUGUCAAGUACUGCAUUGAUGUCAGCCGGUAUGUCAUCAGCAAAUUUUUCUUCAUUAAUUUUGUUUUAACUGAUGUUAUCAAAGAGAAGACUAACUAAUUGAUGUCAUCUAAGAGAAGAUUAACUAAUUGAUGUCAUCUAAGAGAAGAUUAACUAAUUGAUGUCAUCAAACAGAAGAUUAAUUAAUUGAUGUCAUCAAAGAGAAGAUUAAUUUAUGUCAUCAGAGAGAAGAUUAAAUAAUUCUUAUUUUAUUCUUAUUUAAUUCUUAUCUUAUUUAUUUAGAUAAUUAUUCCUUCAAGGCAGGUAGGCAGUCAGUGACAAAGUAUACAUUGCAUGAGUAAGAAAGAGUUGAUGGUUGAUUUUGUUUGAGCAGAAACGUUUGCAAGAAAUGGGAGAAAACUUAAGGACCUAAUAAGAACAAUUUAGACAGUAACUCAAGCUUUCUAUUCCAGAGUCCGGUGGCCAGGUCGGUGGGCAAGUCUCGAACGUGCUUUAUUUAUGAAGCAAAAUAAAACAAUGGUGUCCACUAAUUAUUUUGUGCUAAGCUGACGUGUCAUUAUGUUUGUUGAAAACAUUUGCAUUUCUUUAGCUGUCGCCGCUCUAUUAUAGCUCUUCAUUUUGGUGAGGUGUGGGACUGUUCUCAGUGUGACGGCAUGUGCGACCAUUGUGACAACCAAAAGAACAGGGGUAUGCAGAAUUUUAAACAUUUGUUUAUGUGCCUCUCAUACUAAUAGUGGAAAUUUUUUUCUUUGCAUUAAUUUUUAUUUUUAAAAAAAAGAUGGCGGUUGAUUAUUAAAACACAACUGAUCCAAGUUUGAAAACCUUUUUGAAAAUAAGUAACCGGGAAAAUAAAAAUUAAAAUGUUAUAAAUGUGUUGACUUGCAAUGGUAAUAUUGAAAGUAUCAUAUCAAAUUCAAUGUGACUUAUAGUUUUAGCUUGCUAUGGUAAUAUUGAAAGUAUCAUUUGAUUAUUUCUUUUACCUUUUUUAAAUAAUAGUUUUAUGAAUAAAUCACUUGAUUAAAUAACCGAAUGAAAUGACCCAAUGAAAUGACUUUAUGAAAUGACCCGAUGAAAUGACUUGAGACAUGAGUUAAAAUUUUGGUUGUAAAAAAUUUAACAUUAUUUAUUUUGAUGUUACAGGAACUUGUGCAAUGAAAGAAGAUGUCACUCAUUACUGUCGGGAUGUUAUCACAAUUUUGGAUGCCGCGGCUUCUACGGAACAACGUGUCACCUUUGUGAAAUUGCUUGAGGCUUUAUAUGGUCGGGGAGCUUCAAGCCUCAAGGUGUUCUUAAUGUUUAGAGCAGAGGUUCUCAAGCUGUGGGUCACGACCCCUUUGGGGAUCAAAUGACCCUUACAUAGGGGUCGCCUAAGACCAUCUAAAAACAUAUUUGGGAUGUUGCAACGAAAAUAAUUUUAUGGUUGGGGGUCACCAGAACAUAAGUAACUGUAUCAAACGGUCGAGGCUUUAGGAAGGUUGAGAACCACUGUUUUAAAGCUUUCCAGAAAUUCUGGCUUAUCAUUCUUUUGUAAGCUUAGAAAUGGGAGAUCAUUCCUGACAGCAAGCUUAGAAAUGGGAGAUCAUUCCUGACAGCGUUUCUUUGUAAGUGUGAGUUGUUUAAGAGAUUACAGGCUAAGAAACAGACGACACAAAAAAAAACCAACUAAGUAUAAAGAGACAAUGCAACACACAUUAUUUUAGAAUCCUCAAUGAAUCAGUUGCCGUUUCAAUGUUUAUUUUAGGUGAAAUCCGUCUCCGUCCCAACAAUGGAUAAAAACCAGGCCGAGAGGAUUCUAGCUCACAUGUUGGUCAGCGGUUACCUUCAGGAAGACUUUCACUUUACAGCAUAUAGUACCGUUUGUUACAUUCUGCCAGGUGGGUUGGUGUGUUUGUUACAUUCUGUCAGGUGAGUUGGUGUGUUUGUUACAUUCUGCCAGGUGGGUUGAUGUGUUUGUUACAUUCUGCCAGGUGGGUUGGUGUGUUUGUUACACUCUGCCAGGUGGGUUGAUGUGUUUGUUACAUUCUGCCAGGUGGGUUGGUGUGUUUGUUACAUUCUGCCAGGUGGGUUGAUGUGUUUGUUACAUUCUGCCAGUUGGGUUGAUGUGUUUGUUACAUUCUGCCAGGUGGGUUGGUGUGUUUGUUACAUUCUGCCAGGUGGGUUGAUGUGUUUGUUACAUUCUGCCAGGUGGGUUGAUGUGUUUGUUACAUUCUGCCAGGUGGGUUGAUGUGUUUGUUACAUUCUGCCAGGUGGGUUGGUGUGUUUGUUACAUUCUGCCAGGUGGGUUGAUGUGUUUGUUACAUUCUGCCAGUUGGGUUGAUGUGUUUGUUACAUUCUGCCAGGUGGGUUGGUGUGUUUGUUACAUUCUGCCAGGUGGGUUGAUGUGUUUGUUACAUUCUGCCAGGUGGGUUGAUGUGUUUGUUACAUUCUGCCAGGUGGGUUGGUGUGUUUGUUACAUUCUGCCAGGUGGGUUGGUGUAAUUGUUACAUUCAACCAGGUUGGUUGCUGCAACUGUUUGUUACAUUCUGCCAGGUGGGUUGGUGUAAUUGUUACAUUCAACCAGGUUGGUUGCUGCAACUGUUUGUUACAUUCUGCCAGGUGGGUUGGUGUUAUUGUUACAUUCAACCAGGUUGGUUGCUGCAACUGUUUGUUACAUUCUGCCAGGUGGGUUGGUGUUAUUGUUACAUUCAACCAGGUUGGUUGCUGCAACUGUUUGUUACAUUCUGCCAGGUUGGUUGGUGUUAUUGUUACAUUCAACCAGGUUGGUUGCUGCAACUGUUUGUUAGAUUCUGCCAGGUGGGUUGGUGUAAUUGUUACAUUCAACCAGGUUGGUUGCUGCAACUGUUUGUUACAUUCUGCCAGGUUGGUUGGUGUAAUUGUUCAUCUUAUUAACACCAUAAAUGGUCAUGAGAUUGACAUUGCAAUUCAUGUGGUCCAAAGCCUAAGGAUGUUCAAGAAAUACAUAUAAUAGGUUUAUAGUUUUAUUAAAUUAUUUUUUAUAAUUGCUUUUAUUUUCAGUUAUGUAAUUAGACUUUCAAAUCGGCUUCAGGACAUUUAAAAAAAAUUUGUUAAUCACUGUUAAGGUUUUACAUUUGUUAUUUGCCACUAAGACUCCUUGCUCUUAUUCAGGACCGAAGGCCAAGUUACUGCGUAACAACAUAGCCAGAGUUUGUUUAGAUGUCAAUGCAGUGGGUGGCGCUACAAAAUCUUCCAACUCUGCCUCUUCAACCAAUUUAUCGUCAACAUCUCAGACAAAAAGUUGUAGAAAGUUAAACUCGGAGUCUUCGAACUCUUUAACUUUAAAAAUAGCUCAACGGAGUUCUAAAACAUCGGCCCCUGACAAGCUUUCUUUGAAAAGACUUGAUUCCCUCCAUGAUCCCACGGCAUCGUCAUCUUCAAAAACAAUACUAUCUUUAAAAAAGUCAAAACACACUGCCAAGUCUGCAUCAUCAACCAAGCCUGAGUCAUCAACCAAGUCUGAAACGCUUGGCGGCAGACUCUCCUUUGACUCUGAUCUCAGCUUUGCUGAUGAAGAUGAGGGCAAAGCCAAGUCAGAGAAUGUGUUGUGUGUUGACACUGUGAACAGUGACCAAGUGAGUGGGGUUAAAAAAGGCGCGGAGAAAAGAAGACAUACAGCAAUGAUUGAUGAAUCAGAUGAGGGCAGGGCCGAUAAACCACAAAAGAAAAUACGAAGGGAGAGAAUGAUCACUUAUAACUCUGAAACAGAGGAUGGUAGUGCUGAACAAAAGAGUUCCAUUGUUAUUAGUGACGAUGAUUUCGUCUCUUAAUUUUAUUGGCCUGAUACUUUCCUGUACAUGAACUUCAUGUUGCCACUUGGUUCUUCAUUUGCAGUCAAUGACAUGACAUGACUGGACACCAGAAACUGUACACUCAUCCUCUUUUAUUACAACUAAAUUUCAAUUUGAAAUAUUCAGGGAAAUAAAUGACUAAUUUUUUUUUAAUUUGUUCCAUCAAAUUUAUUGAC